Messenger RNA from Symbiodinium natans, 306 nucleotides. Lineage: Eukaryota; Dinophyceae; Suessiales; Symbiodiniaceae. The record is from the annotation of a GenBank genome assembly.
AUGCCUGUUUGGGUGGUGUUUGAAGUCAAAUGUCCCACAGUCAACCUAGAAGACAUCCGCAUUGUCGGAUCUUUGCCUGAGCUUGGCUCUUGGGAAACAUCGCGGGCGUUGCCUUUGGCAACAUCCGAGCGGACGUAUCCUGCGUGGAGGUCCGCCGAGAUUUCGCUUCCUAGCCACGUGACAGAGGUUGUGCAGUACAAAUACAUAAAGGUGUUCGACGGAUCAUUGGUGCAGUGGGAGGAUGGUGCGCCACCAGCCUUCGUGAAAGUGCACAUGGCAUCGUUUCUCGGUGAAUUACGUCGAUGA